AUGGACUAUUUAGAACCUAGGUUCGAUCCCAAUAAUUCGAAAGUUGCUGACUUGAGAAGAAUAUUAUUUGAAAAUAAUGUUGUUUUCCCCACAAAGGCCAAGAAGUCUACCCUUGUUGGACUUUUCGAAGAAGAAGUUAGACCAAAAAUUUCGUCAUUAAGAAAGAAACAUAAAAAUGUGAAACCAAGCUCCGAAGGUAUCGUCAAUGCAUCUUCAGCAUCAUCCUCUUUACCAGAGAGAAAGAAGAGAACUAGGGAAACUAAGAAUAAAGAGGAAAAGGUCGAUGAAGAUGGAGACGUCAAGAUGGAGGAAACUACACCUUCUAAAUCAAGGGAGUCUCGCAAUAGAAAAAAGAGGAAAACAGGUGAAAGAUCAAGGACAAGCUCGCCAGUUAAACGUGAAUCUAAAGCUAGCGUCAAAUCUUCGCCAACAAAAUCAGAAAGUAAGUCGUUAAUCAUGGAGAAACCUGAAGAGAGUGAAAAGACUUUUGAACAACGUACUCCAAGAGCAACGAGAUCUCUUAAAACUGAAGGUGUUGCCGCAACAGAACCUUCACCAAGUAAAGGACGUAAGAGAAGCAAUAGAAGUGUUAUUGACACUUCAAACUUAAAUAUCAGUGAAGAGCUUCCACGCAGAUUGAGAAGUGCCGACACAAAGAAAACUGAACCUUCCAAGGAAAAAGAGAUGGCCGCUGCUGCAUUCAGUGAACAACUUGAGGAGUCUAUGCCUCAAAUAAUACCAACCUCUUUUCAACAGAAAUGUCAUGCUAAACUUGAGAAAAUGAGAAAAAUAAUGAGUUGCCAAAAAGUUCAACCUUUUGCCAAAAUGAUGGCGGGCAAUUUUAAAGCAUAUUUAAUAUUCUCUAUUAUUGCUCUUCCAAUCCUGUUUGCUCUGUGGUAUAGAGAGCAAAGAAUAAGGGUGGGUUAUUGCGGCAAAGAGUUACCAUUAAUCCCAUUAGCUUCUGGUCGCACUGACAAUGUCUUUUUUCAAAAGAUAGACUCUCUUUUAAAGUUUGUCAAACCCAAGUGUUUACCAUGUCCUAGCAAUGCCAAGUGCUAUUCUUUGAUGGAUAUGGACUGCUACCCGCAAUUCAAGCGUUAUUCUUCAAUCUUUAAAUUGAAUGGUUUAAUUCCCUUGACCGAUUAUUGUAUUAUCGACAAUACAAAAGAAAAAUUAGUAAACAAAAUGGUCAACUACAUGUUGAAAAAAUUAAGAUCUAAAAAUGGAAGUGUUGACUGCGGUACUGCUAAAAGCGAUCUUAUAAGCGGUAUGAUUGAAGAUGAUUUGUAUGAUUCAAUUUAUGAGAAGUUCAGCAAUAAAUAUUCUGAUGAUGAAUUUGAAGAGUUGUGGUCAGAAGCUUUAGAUAAGCUUGAAGAUUUAAAGGAAAUCAAAAUUUCAGUAACAGAUAUUAUUGGCCCUGAUCAGAUGAAAAUCAUUCGUUCCACCUCGAAAAAGUCCAUAGGAUUGAAAUGCAGAUUGGGCUCUCCCCUACUAAAAAAUUUCAGAGAUGUUCUAUCGACCUGUAUUAAAUUAAGAUAUGUUACCGCAAUUAUUGCUAUUUUUGGCAUCAUAUCCUUCUUUACUUUUAAAUACACAAGAAAAUGUUUAACAAGGAGAAAGUUAAUAACAUUUUACACCGAGAAGGCCAUAGAAAAAUUAAAAAAAGCCAAAAGGACUAGAAAUAACUCAUCAGGAUUAGAUACUUUACAAAUCAGGGAUGAUGUAUUAUCCGAAGUUACUAAUUUAAAGGAUAAAAAUUAUUUCUGGAGUCAAAUGAUGAAGAGAAUGGAUGCUGACGAAAAAAAUAUUGCUUCGACUCAGAUUGAAGUACAUGGAGAAAUUAUAAAAUAUUGGAACUGGAUUGGCAAUGACAAUUAG
Kazachstania africana CBS 2517 is the source of this 1878-nucleotide messenger RNA. It is a transcript of the gene HEH2, whose product is annotated as Heh2p. Gene Ontology annotation, molecular function: chromatin binding. Gene Ontology annotation, cellular component: nuclear inner membrane. Bases 1 to 1878 code for a protein of 625 amino acids. NCBI's taxonomy places the organism in Eukaryota, Fungi, Ascomycota, Saccharomycetes, Saccharomycetales, Saccharomycetaceae. The transcript has a single exon. The record is from RefSeq and is a predicted model, not a curated record.